Messenger RNA from Cladocopium goreaui, 3881 nucleotides. NCBI's taxonomy places the organism in Eukaryota, Dinophyceae, Suessiales, Symbiodiniaceae. The record is from the annotation of a GenBank genome assembly.
AUGCCGUCGGAUGAGUGUGCUCACCGCCACUCCUUGCCUGCCUUGGAGCUGCAAGUUGGGGAUGUGAUUCCCAAUGGUCGCCCUACAAGACGUUUGGAGAAGAGGCAGCUGGCUGUGGAUGGUCUUCGGGGACGAUACUGCGAACUUGUGUCUUCUGCCGUUCUGGACCAGUUGCUGCCCAACCCAGGUGACGACAUUCCCAAGCGUGAGUGGGAGCGUAGAAUGUUUGCAGCUCGACAGCUGUGGAACUUAGACGAUGGUUUCGUUUGCUGUUGCAGUAUGGUGGAUGGGUUGCGCACUUGGGUGUCAGCUAGACACCGCACUGCUCUAGAAGCCUGGUCCGCUUCCUGGUCAAGCAUGCGUGCGGAUGGAUUGUUGACCUGUUUGUUGACCCAGGAUGCUACUACACCGCUCAAGGAUGUUUUAAUGUUUGCUUCUGGUGUCAGCCGCUUUCGAAAGAAGAAAGGACAGUCUCCUUGGGAAGGAGCAAGCCCUUCUGGGUCUAUGCUGCGGGCACUCCAAAGGGGUCUCAUCAGUUUUCUUUCUGGUGGCCUUCUCAGCUACAUUGUGGGGCAGUACCAAAUUGAACACAAUGUGUCCAAAGCAGCGCCCUCCAGGAAAACAUCGACUGGGGGCAGAGUCAGCAUGUCCGUCGACGCCAUCUGGGAUUUGCUUCAACAUUCCAGCCACAGUGUGACAUCGGCCAGAGAGGAGAACAAGCUGCAGCGCCUUUCAGCUUAUCGACAGUUGCAGGCAUUAUCCCAUCAAAUCCACUUGGCGACCAGAGGUGGCUUCAAUUUGGAUUCUUUCAAGGUGCCUGAAUCUAUUUGCAUCGCCCCAGUGAGAACAGGAGAAACAAGGUUCACCUGUGUGGAUCACCGUACUGGCAAGAUUCGGGCUGGUAUUCGAGACAGGAAUUUGGAAGAUAAAUUUUUGCUUCCAGACUCCACCACUCGCUGGUGGAAUGAUGUCAAUUUGCUGGUUCUUCAGCUCGACCAGGGAAAGAUUGGGUCGGCAGGUGCUGCGUCCCGGCCGGUGCCCACCAGAGCAGCCGACGCCUUGCCUUGUUGCCUUCCGCCACAGCUCUACAUGUUCGGUUCAGCACACCGCACACCGGAGCUGCCAAAAUUGUUUGCAAUCCAAAAUCUGGAUUCCUGCAUCCAAACCCGAUGGGAUUGCUUUCAUCGCUGCGUCAACGAUGUCAAGCAAGCCUUGAAACGGGCUGCCAGUGGGGUAUUCUUGGGAUGUCAAAUGCACACAACGUACUUAUGGGGCUUGGCCUACAGACCUUAUGGCAGCGGUGCUUAUUCAGAACACAAGCUCAGGCUGUUGGAACUCAUGCUUAGUCGAGAAUCUGCUUUUACAUGCAAACCUUUCCAAUCCUUGUGGCAGGACAUUCGUGAGGACCUGCAGAUGUGCCCCAACUCAUCAAUGCAGACAGUAUGGGAUGCUUUGUCUUCAUGUGCCACCUUUUGGCGGAAAGGCACCAUGCCGAAAAAUUCAAGGUGGUUUGCAUGGUCAGACUCCUGUGAAGAGCAGCUUCCAGAAUAUCAUGUCCUCAAAUGCGUCCUUGCUUACCACUAUCAGAAUGAAAAGCUGGACCCGGACUUGGUGCAAGAGCAGCAGGCCCUAGCUUCUGUAGUGAGGGAAGCCAAGCAAGGCGGAGGGGAUCAGCAAUCGCUGCGACGAGAGUUCAGCAAACUCAAGGAAUCACUGGGCGGAGGCCCGAAGUUGGCAUAUUACAUCAUGUCCGAAAAACUUUUUUUCCAUGCUGCGAUUAUGCAAGUUUGUGUCCGUCCCUGCUGGUCUUGGUAUGCGAACAGUGUCAAGACUAUCAAGUCUCCACUUGACAACCUUGCUCUUGCUGCGAGGAUGCAGUCGGAUUGGUGUGCGGAAGCGCAUUUGAAAGCCCUUGCUCAGAUUCCAACAUCAAAAGACCCGCAGCUGGUGCGGCUUCUUGGCCAUCCAACAAUUAAAGAUGCUGCUGACAAGGUUUCACAGCUCGUGUUCCACCUUCUCCGCAAACGGUGUUCUUCCUUGUCGAAACAUAGUGCGCCCCCAGACUGCUAUGCGCAAUUAUUUGCACCUGAUGCUGAGUUGCGAGAGGAGACAGUAGCCGCCAUGAAGAUGGACUUCGAAUCGCUGUUGCAACUGGAGCAAGCGUCGGCUAAUUCAGGCACAGCUUUGGCAAUUCUGACAGACCUGAAGACUGUACUGACACCUCCACUAAGGCUGAUGUACUUGGCGUUUGAGCAAGACAAUUGGGAUGUUGGUUCGGUGGGUGGCAUGCACCUGGCUGCAGGCUUGCUCAAGACACUGGCGGAUUCCAAAAUUGUGGAAGAUCUCCACUCUGUGGUCAGGGUACAGCGCAAUUCUCAAAAAAACAAGAAACAAACCGUGCACCAAAUCCAAGAGCUGGUAACACAAGCCGAUGUUCUAUCUGAGAGAAACAUUCGGCAUGCAGCUGCCAUUGACCGUAGCACCUUUCUUCAGUCUUUCAAAAACACACAUGACCGAAAGAGAAAAAGGCGGUACUUUGCACGGGUGCACCCCCUCAAUGAACGAUGGUCGAUGAUCAUGGGACGCAAGACUUGGGGGUCAUUGACUGAAGAAGCAUUGCUUCGAAGCGCAGCCGCCUUUGCCUUCGUUCGUGCUUACAAAGCCAGUGACAUGAAAGCGAAAGGUGUUCGUGUUGCGCACGGGCUUUUCUCAAAGUUAGCCACUGAGAUGACUGUUCUGUCAUGCUGCGACCCUUUACGUCUCUACCCAGAUGUUACUGGGUUAUGCCUUGGCCAGUUCCACUGGGGUUGCUUGCUUUGGCCCAUCAAGCCUUUUUUUGGCGAGCCAAAUGACGCGGAGUGGUGGACACUAGACUUCUCUCAGAUCUCCGGUGAGGCCUGUUGGGUUCACAUUGUGAACCCUCAGCAUUGGAAGGUAUGGAGCUUCGAGAACUGCAAGUUUGGAGAAGACUUGAUACUCAUGCGUUUUCUUGGUUCCACUACAUUGCUGCAGCAUUUCUUUGGACAGGUAUCCAAACACAAUCUCCUGACAAAGUUUGACUUGAUCAAUCUGGGGGAAUGCCUGGGUGCUUUGGACAGUGCUGUCGAUGUUCUGAACAGAAUGCCGCGACUUGACCUCAUAGAUGCCUUGCUGGAUAUCAUUUGUGAUGGUGAUAUUGGGUGGACUGAGCCCAUCAAACAGGCCAUGCGCAAACCGAAAGCUACCGCAGCAGCAGACGAGUUGGAGCUCAACUCAUGGCACAAGGAGUUGGGAACUGUUCUCGAUGAGGUGGUUCUGUCAGAGAUGCCCCAGGAAGAAAGACAAGAUUUCAAAGAGAUUCAAGAAGCAGUGCAACAAAGAGUCAUCGGUGAAAAUGGCUGGGCAGUUGUCGAGGCAAAGGUCGUGGCUGUGGUGUUGGUCGCGGUGGCCGAGCUGGUGGCCGAGCUGGUGGCCGAGCUGGUGGACGCUGACGAUGCUGACAGCCUUGUCCCUUCACCUUCGCCACCUCCGAUGGAUGUCAAUGAGAAAGAAAAUUCUGAGGACCCCUGCCCAGAGCAGAUGGUACUACAGGAUUCAGCCCAGACUGUGGAUCAUCAGCAAUUGGCUGUGGCAGCUGCUGUGGCUGCGGAGGAGGGCCCUAUUGUGCCGGCUAUUCCGGUGGCUCCAGAACCCGAGAUCGCUGGACCGCCUGUUGAAGAGUAUCCAGACGAUACGCCCCUGGAAGCUCUGCGGCCUAGGGUGGCUGCCCCUGAGGCACCUGCCGAACGUGGUCCUCGGGCUGCUGCGGCGUAUGCGCUGGUUUGGACAGAUGACCCACCGACUUGGUUCAUGAGGGUGAAGGAAAAUGACACUUGGCCCAGUGCAGGCCCGAACUUUCGAAG